Messenger RNA from Cynara cardunculus var. scolymus (artichoke), 489 nucleotides. RefSeq names its product secretory carrier-associated membrane protein 4-like. Gene Ontology annotation, cellular component: recycling endosome membrane; trans-Golgi network membrane. Bases 1 to 489 code for a protein of 162 amino acids. Gene Ontology annotation, biological process: protein transport. The record is from RefSeq and is a predicted model, not a curated record. The transcript has 6 exons. Lineage: Eukaryota; Viridiplantae; Streptophyta; Magnoliopsida; Asterales; Asteraceae.
AUGGGUGGCGUCCCACCCACUUCCAGGCUAUCAACUCUUGAUCCUGAACCUGCAGUUGCCUACGGCUAUGCUGUCGCAAAUAACAAUUCUCUUGAUACGCCUACGAAACUAAAGAAGAAACAAAAGGAGUUGGAAGCUAAGGAGGCUGAAUUGAACAAGAGGGAACAGAUCCUCAGACGAAAAGAAGAAGCACUAGCCAAAUCUGGUGCUGUCAUUGAAGAUAAGAACUGGCCUCCAUUUUAUCCCAUUGUUCGUCAUGAUAUUGCUGGCGAUAUACCAAUCCGCCUUCAACGAAUACAGUAUAUUGCAUACGCAACAUUAAUAGGAGUGCCAGUUUCGCUUUUUUGGAAUCUUUUAACGACUGUAGCAAUAUUCACAAGUGUAAAAGCCGACGGCAUUGCAUUCUUCUUCUCUGCCGUCUACUUCUUGUUAGGACCCCCUGGAGCCUUUUACUUUUGGUAUCGUCCACUCUAUCGUGCGUUUAGGUAA